Messenger RNA from Penicillium canescens, 1991 nucleotides. RefSeq names its product 3',5'-cyclic-nucleotide phosphodiesterase PDE1 (gene pdeA). Gene Ontology annotation, biological process: cAMP catabolic process; cGMP catabolic process; negative regulation of glucose mediated signaling pathway. The transcript has 3 exons. Lineage: Eukaryota; Fungi; Ascomycota; Eurotiomycetes; Eurotiales; Aspergillaceae. Bases 145 to 1677 code for a protein of 510 amino acids. Gene Ontology annotation, molecular function: 3',5'-cyclic-GMP phosphodiesterase activity; 3',5'-cyclic-AMP phosphodiesterase activity. The record is from RefSeq and is a predicted model, not a curated record.
CCUGUUUAAUUUCACCUUUUUUUUGUCCUCUUUCGCGUUUUUAGCCGCAAUCUGUCGGAGCUGUGAAACAGUCUGCUGAAACACUCUAGUAGAGGUCAGUCUCCCCGGUAGCCUGGCUCCGGUUCAGUCGUCAGCUCAUUGUUCAUGUCUUACGUCUCCACGGAGAGUGCAACAAUGGCCGACAAAGCCGCAUUCCAAGUCAUUGUCUUGGGACCAACGGGAGGGCCCCGUGAAGACAGCGUCACCGGCAUUCUGGUCCGAUCGACCUCCACAAAAUGGUCGCCAGACUCUGUGGUAGCCGUGGAUGCGGGUACCCUUCUUGCGGGAAUCAUCCGAUUGCUGGAGCGAUACAUCCCCGAAUGCAAGGAUGAUCAGGGAUUGAUGACAAAUGGGCCCUUUCAGGGGCUUGAGCUGCCCUACCAAACUGCACAGGCCAAUGCAGCUCAUAUCUUUCGGGAAAUCAUUGGCGCUGUCCUCAUUACUCAUCCUCAUCUGGAUCAUAUCUCAGGAUUGGCCAUCAACACUCCGAUCUUGGAGGCGGGGGCUGGCCCAAAGCCGGUGGCUGCGUUGCCAUCAGUGUUAUCCGCCAUCAAGAACCACAUGUUCAACGAUAUCAUCUGGCCGAACUUGUCGGAUGAGGAUGGCGGCGCCGGUCUACUCACAUACCAACGUUUGGUAGAAGGUGGAAACCCUCGCUUCGGUCGUGGCGAAAGCAGGGGCUAUGUAAGAGCCUGUAAUGGCUUGUUGACGAAAUGCCUCAGUAUCAGCCAUGGGAAGUGUAAACAACGGUAUCAUCCCGAAAGUGGUGUGCAUCAUCGCGCUGGGAGUACUGUCUUUGCAGAACAUCAGUUGAUGAUUCCUUCAAGGGCCAUUUCGGUCGACCAGACCGAUGGCAGUUUCUAUUCCCCCGCUCGCUCACCUCGUAUUUUCCCCUCUAACCCCAAAGAAACACCUGUGGCGACAGUUGAGAGCUCGGCAUUCUUCCUGCGCGAUCAUCAUACCGGCUACGAGAUCAUUGUGUUCGGUGAUGUCGAACCCGACUCCGUGUCUCUCGAGUCUCUCAACAAACUAGUAUGGGAGGCGGCAGCACCAAAGAUUGCUACAGGUAAAUUACGAGCCAUUUUCAUCGAGUGUUCAUACAACGACAGCGUCGACGACGCAUACCUGUAUGGCCACAUGUGUCCGCGACAUUUGGUCGCCGAACUCAGCGUGCUAGCCGCCAAAGUUGCGGAAGUGCGCGAAACGAACACACCGGACAAAAAGCGCAAACGCGAGGCCCCAGCCAUUCCUGAAGCUCGCAGUGAACAAGUGAGCCCUCGAUCGAAACGAACCCGGAGUUAUGCCGACGAGAAAACGCCGUCUGUUCCCCCUGUCGAACCUCGCUCACACCCGAGCGAGUCGUUUGAGCUGCCUCACGUACCCGCAGCUGCUCCUCCGGGCUUCGGCGAUGGUGGUGAUCAUGCAGAUGUGGUGGGCUUGGAACCCAAAGGCUGGGAUGAUACCGAGCCUCUUCCGCUGGAAGGAUUGAAGGUUUACAUCAUUCAUAUCAAAGAACACCUCACUGAUGGGCCGCCUCCCGGUGAACAGAUUCUAAGUGAGCUGAAAGCUCGUGGUACGGCGGCGCAUCUGGGAUGUGAGUUCUUUAUUCCUAAUCCCCUGGAAGGGAUAUGGAUAUAAAAGACACCGGUCAGGUAAUUAGAAAGGCGUUCGGAUUUAUUUUUCCAUUUCUAAGCGUUGGAUUAAUUAUGUCUGUGUACAAUAGCUAAACUUCAAUUAUCGAUGAUCAACUGCAUCUUCAUUCACGGCGAAUGUCUUCACUAGCCCUGUACCGUUGGGGGUCCGUUUGGAUGUGUUGGACGAUGGAAUAUCUUGUUCUUGUCGAACGACAAAGUAGCUCAUUUCCUAGUGUUUCCAAAAGAACGAGACGCGAAGAGGAAAGACAGCAUUUACAGAAAAGAAGGAAUCCCCUCGUUCUAAGGGCAAGACCCCAU